AUGAAAUUUUUUUCUUCAUCCCGUUUUUCCUUAUCUCCGGCGACAUCCGUACGUUUCCGGAGAGCCACAGCCAUCUCCGAAGCCCUGUCUGCAGAGAGGUCCGGCAACGAAGGAGGAGACCGACGACCCCUACCCCGACCGGCGACCUCCGUUCCGUGGACCCAAACCGCCGAGAUACGCACGACAAUCGCCAAUUUACGACGGCGGCAGCGAAGGGACAAGCACCUCCGACCAUCUUCAGGCGACGAACCCGCCAGACCUGCCUCUGUCCCGGCGACCCGGUUCCCAGAACCGUCAUCAGCCUCCCGACAACUGAGAAGCGGUGUCCGGCGCUUGAGUCAUCAGCCUUCCGGUGAGGGGCGAAUUUCCCGGAGGAUUCGAGUUCGGCCGUUUAAUUUGGUCCAAUAA
Molecule: messenger RNA, 408 nt
Organism: Striga asiatica
Lineage: Eukaryota; Viridiplantae; Streptophyta; Magnoliopsida; Lamiales; Orobanchaceae
Source: the annotation of a GenBank genome assembly